This is a messenger RNA of Exaiptasia diaphana, 3268 nucleotides long. Its product is annotated as vegetative incompatibility protein HET-E-1. The transcript has 5 exons. Gene Ontology annotation, molecular function: protein binding. The coding region runs from base 1557 to 2642 and encodes 361 amino acids. The record is from RefSeq and is a predicted model, not a curated record. NCBI's taxonomy places the organism in Eukaryota, Metazoa, Cnidaria, Anthozoa, Actiniaria, Aiptasiidae.
UUACUCGCGCAUGCGUGCCAUUGACAGUGUCCCUUAAAUGCAAGUGGGCCUUUAAAAUUGAUUAAAUGAAUCGAAUGUGCAAAUGAUUUUGUGACUGUGAAGCCGAUAAGCAAACUGAACUAGAAGUGUUCUCUGGCUUCUGUUUGUUGUCAUGUUUGCCGUAUAGUCCAAACAUGAAAGUACAUUUAAUAUAAUAGAUCAAAUCGACUGCUAGUGUAGAUACUAAUGUAAACUCUUCCUAAGAUAUCGAAGACUGGUAACCGGUGAUGUCAUACAGCUGGUCUGUAUGCCUUGUUCAAUGCCUGGUGCAGUGAACGCCUUCGCCGUCUGACUGACAGCCGUAGUUAAAACUGUCUAACGAUAAAUAGGAAACUACCAACAAGCCUCAGUUACACGCCUGAUUACAAAUUAGGUUURCAGUGCUUUCAAUAAGGAUCCAUUGCGAGGAUAAAAGGUGGGUGCAGKGUGUGUGACRCCGCCCUCGGAUAAUUUUGGAAUCUAUAUUUCAUUUGUMUUSUGUGKCAUUUUCUGUGRUGCACACCGGUUUCCUUCCAGGCUUAAACACCCUACACCCCCUCUGUGGGGAAAAGGUUGGAUCCGCGACUUGGUGGUUGCUAUUCGGCUAUUCUCGCAGUCUAAACGCGAAGCAAAUGGCAAGUUUGACUUUUUCCUACAAUAAACGAUGGAAUAUAACUUUUAGAAUUACUCUUUCAACUUUGCGUAGAUCAUGCUAAAUCAAUUAGGAAUACCUUGCCAUUUUCUCCGCAUAAACAGRCACUUUCAKUAAGUGUAAUCAAUGCGGCUUAUGAGACGUUGCGCGUGUUGUCAAAACKACGGCCCAUGUGGUCUCAACUAUGAUACCCAAUAAAUAAAUUCUUUGUGUGAUUGAGUGUGUUCAUAUUGCAUUGCGUAUAGCAGGUAUUUCUACUUCAGGAGACAGACAAGCCGCCCCAAAACAAUAGUUAACACCUGCCCCUUACAAAAAACAAAAAAACAAAAACAAAAAAACAAUAAAAAAACCCAGAAAAAAACAAACAAAAAAGAAGCACCACAACUUGAUGAAACAAGGGAAGRCUAUGAGAGAGACUUAUGGUUUUAAAGAUCUAAAUAGAUUGACGUGAAGAUAUAUAUAUAUUUUUUGGAUGCUCAGUGCGGUGUCUCAAUCCCCAUUUCCCAAAAAAGAAUGUAGAGUCUAUUAAUUGAAGGAUUGCGUUUCUGGCACUAAAGUAUGUCUAUCAGCUACUCUUUAAUAGCUCCCUUCCCCUUCCACUGGUUUCUUAGCUUGUGUAGUUCUCUCUCACAAGUUGACAGUUUACACGUGGCCAUAUAUGAAGGGUUCGACUCCCUCCACUUACCGGAUUAAUUUAGUGUCGCGUGUUCGUGUAACCACCCACCCUUGUUAAACAAUAAUUCUUCAAGGGUCGUGACCCAAUAACGUAAUGCCCAAACUCCAUAUUGUCAACUGCCUUGACUGCACGAAUUCCUGGACGUGAAUCAGCAAGAUGGUUGUGUUUCUAAUACGCUGAUCUACAGCUGUCUUUCACAUAGCAUUCAAUAUGCCUUGGUCGUUGUUUAAGCGGCCUAGUUACGAAGCUGUCAACGUGAAAUAUGGUUCGUAUGCUCCAAAGGGUCCGCCAUCUUUCAAAACUCUGCUGCAAAGCUCUGCCAUGGGUCAAGCUGGAAGCGUCAGUUUUCAAGAAAAAGAGUUGGAUGUGUUCCGGGGAAGCGAUCAGUCAAUUUUAAAUUGUGAAGUAAGCCCUAAUGGCAAACAUCUUGCGACGUGUUCAAAGGAUUCGAACAUAUAUGUAUGGAGACUACCGACAGAUACAGAACCAGGUGAAUUACUGCAAACGCUCGAAGGACACAAAGAAGAAGUGACAUCUUGUUCUUUCAGUGGCUCAAUUCUGGCGUCCGCUUCUCAGAGUGGGGGAGUUAUUUUAUGGCAUUACCAAACUGGGAAAAGAGCUUCACGAAUUGACCUCCACAGAGGCCCGGUCUACGACUGCUUAUUCGCCCACGAUGGACAAUCKUUCGCCACAUCAUCAAAUGACACCACAGUCCGUCGGUUUAAAAUCAAAACUGGCGCUGGUGAAUUUGUUCCUGGUCUGGAUACCAAGACGCUUAACGGACACCGCAGUGCUGUCUGUGCACURGCUUUCACACCAGACGAUACAUGCAUUAUUUCAGGCUCUGAGGAUGGAAAGAUUAAGAAAUGGUCCCGUAAGGAGGGGCAAUGUCUUGAGACUCAAGAUAGUCAAUAUGGACCAGUUAGGGCCAUCAAAUUUCCAACAAGAUGCUCCCAUCCCGACGACAUCUUUGCUACACUAGCGGGCAGUAGUAUUGUUAUCUGGAAUCUUAGAGAAACGAUGGAGAUUCGACUUGUAUUGAGUAAUGGCGAUUCUAGCAGCAGACAGGGGAGAAAUAUGCAGGCAAUUUGCUUCGUUCCUGACAGCUCGUACUUGGUUGGCGUGAGUUCUGAUAACUACCUUACUGUGUGGGAUCCCUURGGUCAUAAUCCUUCUAAACCCAUCUCUGUCAAGCAACUCAACCAUCAAGGGUAUGUCCAGUGCUGUUGUUUUGAUCCUAAUGGCCGAUAUUUCAUCACAGCGGACUCUGCUGGAUAUACUAAGAUAUGGUAUUAGAUCACGUGAUUUCUAGAUCACGUGAUAUACUUAUGAUUGAGACAAUUGUGCCCGAUAAAAUAUGUUGAGGAGUUACUAAAUUUUUAAGGGUGACCGAGAAUUUUUGCAUCCUAACGAUGGAUUUUUCUUUAGCUCUGUUAAUAAUGAGGUAUUGAUCAAAAUUACUAAUAUGUCGACUCAGUGAUGUGAAGUUUUUUGCUUCAAACUUUGAAGGAAUUUUUUUUUUGCUGCCAAAUUUAGUGAAAAAAUUCGACAUGAAGAUAAAUUUUUCCGGACGUUUCGAACGAUAAUGUUAUCUUUUGUGAUUUCAAGUUGAAAUUACCAUUAAAAGUUAAGCCCAAGUGCAUACAAUUACGGCGAGUCUUAAUCCGAACUUUUUCAUUUAAUAUUAUUCAAUUGGUUAGAUCAAAAAGAGCAAACAAUAGGCAAGAAAACCUCGUUACAACUUCACGGUACUAACGAGAACGAGAUGGGAACUAUUAGCUUGUAACUAUCUAACGGAUAAUUUUAUUUCGCCCUACUUACCAAUCCACCAUUUUUGCCCCUGAACAUACGUUGUAAAAUAACAACGAUACUCAAAUAGUAAAUAUAUUAAUAAUAAUAAUAAUAAUAAUAUGUUCUGCGAA